CUCUCUCUCUUUCCCCCCACCCCCUCCCGUUCCGAGAAAGAACGCGAGGCUGCAGCCCGAUCGGGAAAAGGGAGGAGAACAGCAACUAUGGAGGAACAGGAACUUGUGGUGCACAAGGAGGAGAUGGUGGAAGAAGAGGAGGAGGAGGAGGAAGAAGAAGGAGGAGGAACUGAGAGAGAGGAAGGGGAGCCCAUCGUGGUCCAAGUAAAGACCAUUGAGGAUUUUUUGAACAGGGGUAGCGUGCCCCACAUCAAGACAGAAUCGGAGGAGGAAAGCCACCGAUAUUGGGACACGGAAUGGCACGAAUUCUUGAAAAACGUGGCCUGGCUGUCUCCGGGCCCGUCUCCGCCUCCCUCGGAGGAAGAUGUCCGAGGUUUCCAGGCCUCCUUGGGGAGAGUCAAAGAAGAGGCGCGGGAGGGGAGCUCGGGAGAAGCCACACGAGAUCCGAGCGUCCGCGGAAAAGCCUGGAUAGGCAGAAAAAAGCUGGAUUCCUGCCGGAAGAUGAAAGAAACGCUGGAGAAGAUGGGGAUGGAGAGACAGUGGCCCCUGCAUCUCACGCAGUUCUGCCCCCAGGAGGUGGAGAGGGCCCGGCUGCCUGCAAAGAGAAAGAACGCCAAUACACCAGAAGGAAUAAGAAAGAAGCAAAGAAAAGUCAUCAGUCUCAAUUUGAAGAUGAAGAUCAUCAAAGCGUAUGCCGAUGGGAAGAAAGUGACUAAUAUAGCUCGAGAAGAAGGCCUGGCCCAUUCCACCAUCUCUGCCAUUUUGAAGGACAAGGAAAGGAUCAGAGAGGCCAUAAAAGGAUCAUCGGGAAUGAAUGUAAGUAUAACAAGGCAGCGAAAAGGCCUCAUCCACGAAAUGGAGAAACUCCUCAUCCUCUGGAUUGAAGAUCAGAUACAGAAGAGGCUUCCGGUGAGCCUUGUCCUCAUUCAGAAUAGGGCACGCAGCAUUUUCUCCACACUGAAAGAGCGAGCAGGCGAAGAGUGCACCGAAACCUUCACGGCCAGCCGUGGCUGGUUUAUGCGAUUCCAGCAAAGGUUUCGUUACCAGAAAACACACGUGUCAGGGGAAACUGCCACUGGUGACGAAGAAGUUGCCAAACGUUUUCUGAAUGAACUUGAUCAGAUCAUAGCAGAAGGGAACUAUUUUCCCGCCCAGAUAUUCAGCAUGGACGAAACUGGGUUGUACUGGAAAAGAAUGCCAGAGCGAACCUACAUACACAAAGAGGCCCAGGCAAUGCCUGGGUGUAAAGCAUUCAAAGAUAAAGUAACUGUACUAUUGGGCGGAAAUGUUGCUGGAUUCAAGCUGAAGCCAUUUGUAAUCUUCAAAUCUGACCACUCCUGUAUGUUCAAAAACUUUAGCAAAACCUCACUGCCCAUUUAUUACCGACCCGAUCCUAAGGCCUGGAUAACACCCAUUCUUUUUGAUGAUUGGUUUAUGAAUUGUUUCAUUCCCCAAGUAAAGGAAUAUUGUUGGCAAAAGGGGAUUCCGUUUAGAAUUCUUCUGCUCUUAAGCAAAGCACCUGGAUUUCCCCCAGAUCUCGGCAGUCUCCACCCUCAUAUAAAGGUAAUUUAUCUACCCCAAAACACCUCCGUGCUCCUACAGCCUAUGACCCAGGGAGCUAUCUCAGCAUUCAAGGCCCACUAUUUGCAGGAAGUAUUUGCCAAAGCCUUAGCCACAAUGGAAAAUGAGAGUAUAACACUGAGCGAGUUUUGGAAAAGCUACAAUAUCCUGGAUUGUAUUGAAAACAUCGUAGCAGCCUGGCAGAAUGUUAGCGUGAAAUGCAUGCAAGGGAUUUGGAAAAAGUGCUUGAAAUGUUUUGCUGCUCUUGCAGAUAAUUUGGAGGAAUUUAACCAGCACCAAAAUUUAAACGAAAUAAAUAAGAACAUUUUGACGCUCACAAAAUCCCUCGAUUUGGAGGUUGACGCUGAAGACGUGCAAAGUUUGAUAACUUACACGGAGGGAGAGCUUUCCAACGAAGAUUUAAUUGAAUUGAAAGAAGAACUGGAAGAGCAGAAGGUGGUGGAAGAAGAAGUUGAAAAAGCAGAAAAAAAAGAAGAACGAAAAGAAGAACGAAAAGAAGAAGUGAAAAAAGUUGUAGAAGUUCAGCCCAAAACAUUCAGUCUGAGAAAAUUGGCUAGCGUUUUCUCGGGUGUUAACAAAAUUUUAUCAGAAUUGGAAAGUAUGGAUCCAGAUGUGGAACGUUUUAGACGGGUACACUGGGAAAUGCGUGAAAUUUUAAAGUGCUAUCGGGAAAUAUACGAAGAAAAAAGGAAAGAAAGUGUGGAAAGCAGACAUAGUGGGUUCCUCAAGAAAGUUAUUUCUUCCCCAGUUCCAGUCCCCUCCCUCUUACCGUUCCGAUCGACAGUAAUAGAGCAUCUGGAUGAUCCUCAACCAUCAACUAGUUAUGCCAGGGGAUCUGAUGUUCCUGAAAACUCGGAAAACCAUGAAUCUUUCAAAAGAUAUAGAUCCGAUUUGAUGUUUACAGUCAUCCCAAAGAAUACGAUGCUAAAAUCUCCGAAACAGGAAGAAGAGGCCUUUGAGAUUGUAAAGGUGAAGAUUCCCAUGGAUAUAAAGCAAGAGAGUGACGGUGAAGCCAACUAAUUUGAAUAUGAACUGAUAUUAAAAGAGAAGACUUUCCAGGUGGGAAGAUCUGAAGAAAUAGACAUUUGCAAGAGUUUGGAGGGAAUCAAAACCUUGUAUUUCUGGGGUUCUGGGGUUAAAUGAAAAGUGAAUAAAUCCACCGGGAGCACAAAGGCAUUUAGGAAAGAAAGCCAGUGAAGCCUGAAGAUGAUGAUGAUCAAAAGUCACAAGAACCAAUUUCCAGCGUGGCUAAAAAUGAAAUAAAAUUCGAAAUUCAGAGGAGCCAGAGAUGGUGUGCAACCCACAGUGUUCCAGCUACUACACAUCUUCAAGGAUAAAUUGCAUAAACACUUACACUGUUGGAAAAUUAACAGCAAGCCUCCGGUCAUUCCGCAGGGGAGCACUUCCUCAGCAAGAAAAAAAAGGAUAUUAUUUGCUCACAAUAUGGGAAAUUUUGGUUGGAAAACAAACCUCAUGAAGAACGCAAGAUCCACACAGCAAAGAAGCCAUAUAAAUGUCCAGACUACGGCAAAAACUUCAUUGGUCAGAUGCCCUCAUCAGAGACAAUGAAUGCUUCAAGUGUUGAAGAAGCUUCCGGAUCAAUUGCCACCUAAAGCUCCGUAAAAGGAUGCACACGGGUGAGAAGCUGCACCAGCGCUUGGAAAGCUUCGAUGAGAGAGCAAGUGCAAGAGGACCCACACGAACGAAAGCCUUACAAGUGCUCCGAAGGUGGCAAAAGCUUUCGGACCAGCUCCCAGUUGAAAAUACACAAAAGGACACUCACACUGGCCUGAUGCCAUAUCUGUGCUUAAGACUACAGGCACUGAUAACGAUCCCCCUGAGGGUCAACACAGUAGAGAGACUGUACACAGGUGCCCGAGUGUGGGAAGAGCUUUGUUUCUAGCUCACAUCUCAGGAAGCUUAAUAUAUAGUAUACAUCGCCAAGAAGCUGCAUAAAUGCUCCUACUAUGCGAAAAGCAGUAGUAGGAAAUCCCAACUUGGUGGUCCACGAACAGAUUCAUAUCAGAGUUCUUCCACGUUUUCAUAAACACAUCCACCUACGAGGAACAUCCGAGAGGGGCACAGUUGUUGUUCAGGUCUAACAUGCAGUCUCAGAGAGAGUGAUAAUGACAUUAGCAUUGGAGUAAAACAACAGACAGCUAAGAGUCAAGCACAAAGGGGGCAUCGGUGGCUUUUAAACAUAUUGAUACAUUAAAAAUGUUUUAAAGAA
This is a messenger RNA of Thamnophis sirtalis, 3811 nucleotides long. Its product is annotated as tigger transposable element-derived protein 1. Gene Ontology annotation, molecular function: DNA binding. Lineage: Eukaryota; Metazoa; Chordata; Lepidosauria; Squamata; Natricidae. The record is from RefSeq and is a predicted model, not a curated record. Gene Ontology annotation, cellular component: nucleus.